Molecule: messenger RNA, 1591 nt
Organism: Diospyros lotus (date-plum)
Lineage: Eukaryota; Viridiplantae; Streptophyta; Magnoliopsida; Ericales; Ebenaceae
Exons: 6
Coding region: 102-1328 (408 amino acids)
Cellular component (GO): membrane
Source: RefSeq, a predicted model, not a curated record
UCUAACGUUUGAUCCUUUCUUCUUCCCCUGAAAUCAAACCAACUGCCACAUUGCUCCAGAAUUCGGCGUCGCCUCGGCCACUGAGAGAGAGAGAGAUAGAGAUGUCGUGCUUGGCGUCGUGCUGUGCGUCGAUGACAUGCGGUCUCUGCACAUCGGUGGCAUCUGGCAUCUCCAAGCGCUCAGCUCGAAUUGCAUACUGCGGCCUCUUCGGCGUCUCCUUGAUCGUUUCUUGGGUCCUUAGAGAAGUCGGUGCCCCUCUCCUCCGCAAAAUCCCAUGGAUAAACACUUCUGAAACUUACUCGAAGGAAUGGUAUCAAAUAGAAGCAGUUCUUCGUGUUAGCUUGGGGAAUUUCUUGUUUUUUGCAAUACUUGCUCUUUUGAUGAUAGGCGUGAAGGAUCAAAAUGACAGGCGUGAUUCUUGGCACCAUGGUGGAUGGACAGCUAAAAUUGUGAUUUGGGUUCUGCUCAUCAUCCUUAUGUUUUUCAUGCCAAACAUAGUCAUAACAAUUUACGGCUUUGUAUCAAAGUUUGGGGCAGGUUUAUUUUUAUUGGUCCAAGUGGUCAUAUUGUUAGAUGCCACACACUCGUGGAACGACUCAUGGGUUGCUAAAGAUGAGCACAAGUGGUAUUAUGCUUUACUUGGUGUAUCAGUUGCAUGCUAUAUUGCAGCAUUUACAAUUUCAGGGGUGCUGUUUAUUUGGUUCAAUCCUUCUGGUCAUGAUUGUGGUCUCAACAUCUUCUUUCUUGUCAUGACCAUGAUUCUGGCGUUUGCAUUUGCUGUUAUUGCUUUACAUCCAUCGGUGAAUGGAAGCCUCUUGCCUGCUUCUGUGAUAUCCGUUUAUUGUGCCUACAUAUGCUACACGGCUCUCUCAUCGGAACCUCGAGAUUACGUGUGCAAUGGCCUUCACAACAAAUCAGCAGUGUCUACAGGCACCCUUGUCGUUGGGAUGCUGAUGACGGUUCUCUCUGUUCUUUACUCUGCCCUUCGUGCAGGAUCUUCAACAACCUUUUUAUCUCCACCCUCUUCACCCAAGUUAGCUGACAAGAAACCCCUUCUUGACGCGGAGUUGGAAGAAGGAAAGGAAAAGAAGGAUAAAGAGUCCCGACCAGUCAGUUACUCCUAUACGUUCUUCCAUUUGAUAUUUGCUCUGGCUAGCAUGUACUCGGGCAUGCUUCUUUCGGGAUGGACCAGCUCCUCUGAGAGCUCGGAUCUGAUUGAUGUUGGCUGGACAUCAGUCUGGGUUCGGAUCUGCAGUGAGUGGGUCACUGCUGCGCUGUAUGUCUGGACCCUCCUUGCUCCUAUCUUCUUUCCCGAUCGCGAGUUCUAGUGAAUCUUCUUUGUCAUCAACGUUUGAACACUCAGGGUCCUAGAGCUGUUAAGUUGAGCUGUGUUACAUAGCUUCCCAUCCUUCCUUGCUUCUGUGAAUAUGUUCAAUGUUUCUAUGGCAUGAGAAGCAAAAUUCUAUUGGCUUGUACUGCAUAACUAAUCAUAGCUGUCUCUUCUUGUUCUUUUCCCUUUUCUUCUUGUAUUUCUUUGAGGAUGAGUCCUAAUGGUAAUAAUAAUAAUAAAGUUACGUCUUUAUAACUUGAA